UUAAAACCUUAGCUAAAAGCCUAAAACUAAAACCCCUUCUGAGAAAAAAUCCUCCAUGAGAGAGAGGUCGAAGCUUUACCCUGAGAAACUCCUAAACCUCGACAACCCUUCUUCCAUGGCGUAACCCCACCAAGAAUUCUGCUCCUUGUUCCUCCGUUAAAGCCCUAAUUCAGUCUCAAUAGCGACAGAGUGCUGUAGAGAUUUCAUGGCUUCUAUAUCGACCACAUGGUUCUACCGAGAUUUGAUGUCUGUGGACAUGGGAAAGCCGGGUUACUGUGUUCUUCAGGCAAGAAGUGUAUGCACGUUCCCGAUCAAGACAUUAAGUGUCGGUAUCACUGCUAGUAAUCCUCCAAGUCGCUGUAUCAAAUGCAAGAAGGAGGAUGAGGAUGAGGAUGAAGGAUACAGAAAGGACGAUGAAGGACAUGAGUAUGUAUCGGUUGAGCGGCCUCCGUAUCAUAGUUACAUGGAUUCAACUUCUGGAAGACUUGAACCUGCAUCGGGUGCCCGAGCAAGCAUUCCGGGAGAGGAUUACUGGCCGGAAGGGACGUCGAGUCGGGUUAGGGCUGCUAGGGCUCCCGAGCCAGCUGGCGACUCUACAAGUUCCCCAUCAUUUGGCAAAAAUCCCGGGAGUCGGAGAAAGAAGAACAGAAAAGCAUCUGAGAUAUGUGCAACGAGCGAUGAAUCGGACGAAAACGGGACUGCUGAGUCAACUGGAGUAUUGGAUUCUGAUGAUAGUGAAGAUGCCGGUGAAGAGGGAAACGAUUCUUUGAACGAGUUUGUUGUCUUUAAGACACAAAACGAGGAAGAAGAAGUGGAAGAAGACGGGUACGAACUAGACAAGAAACUUGGACGGCCUCACCCUUUUAUCGAUCCCAAGAAAAAGAAAACGAUAGAGCAGACCCUCACGAGUGACGAACUGUGGUGGAACUGGAGAAAGCCGGAGAAGGAACAAUGGUCGAGAUGGCAGAGAAAGCGCCCCGACGUUGAAACGGUUUUUCUCAAGGCAAUGGCGGAAACAGGGCAAAUCAAGCUCUAUGGGAAAGAACCGACACUCACAGAAGCAUCUCUUUACAGAGCUAGACGCCAUAUUUUCAAGGAAGAAAGGCUGCAAGCCGAGCGAGAGAGACUGGCAAGAGAAGGCCCGAUGGCUUUUUACUCUGAAUGGGUGAAAGCGUGGAAAAGAGACACGUCACGAGAAGCCAUACAGAAACAUUACGAAGAGACGGGCGAAGACGAAACCGAACAGCUGAUCGAGAUGUUCUGUCAUCAAACUGAUCGAGAAUAUCGGAUAAUGAUGGGAACCGAUAUUCGGAUCAAGAGAGAUCCUUUAGCAAUGCGGAUGAAGGAGGAGCAAAUAAAGCAAAUAUGGGGCGGAGAUCCUGUCUACCCGACAAUCAACUACAUUCAGGAUCCAAACGAGAUAAUUGAUUACAGGGGACCGGAUUUUCAUGAACCGACACCAAAUAUGCUUGCUUAUCUGAAGGAGCACGGAAAAAUAAUCUCAAGAGAGGAGCACGAAAUGCUUCAAGCGAAAGGAAAACCCGAGCAACUCGAGGAACCGGACAUUGACGAAGCUAUGGCACAAGCCGUGGAUAUUGGUGAAAACGACGACGAGGAAGAUGAGAACGAGGGCGAUGAAUCGGAGGAAGAAGACGAGAAAGUCCCUCGGAACUGGAGUGUUCUGAAAAGCACGCCCGAGCUUCGAAAAUCCAAGCCUAAGCCGAAGAAGGAAGGUGGCAUGUCUCUAGAAGAGGCCGUAGAUGAAUCGGAGAACCUAACCGAUUUUCUCUUGGACUUUGAAGAGGAAGAGUAAGACGGAACCGGUCGGUUUGGUACAAGUUUUCGGUUUAUGUUAACCAAUGGUGGUCAAAUUGGAAAAUCAAAGUUGUAAUCAAACGGUUUCAGGUUUGGUUUUGAGCGGUUUAGGACUGGUUUCGUACUCAUUGCCCAUUUUCGGUUUGGUUCAGUUCAUUUUGGUUCGGUUAUGAGUCAACCGGAAGAGAUCCCGGUUUACUUUGGAAUAUGGUAUUGUAACCUUCAUAUACAUGCUUGCUCUCAAAUC
Messenger RNA from Tarenaya hassleriana, 2062 nucleotides. RefSeq names its product protein PLASTID TRANSCRIPTIONALLY ACTIVE 12. NCBI's taxonomy places the organism in Eukaryota, Viridiplantae, Streptophyta, Magnoliopsida, Brassicales, Cleomaceae. The record is from RefSeq and is a predicted model, not a curated record. Gene Ontology annotation, biological process: plastid transcription; positive regulation of DNA-templated transcription; response to light stimulus. Gene Ontology annotation, cellular component: nucleus; chloroplast. The coding region runs from base 206 to 1813 and encodes 535 amino acids. The transcript has 11 exons.